AUGGCGUCGCGCCGGCUCGCCAGCGUGGUCGCCAUCGCGGCGCUCGCUUCGAGCGCCGCCGCGCUCUACAUCAAUGGCUCAGUUACCGCGCCAUGCGACUCGCCGCUCUACUGUCAGGGUGACAUUCUCAAGGCAAUUGAGCUCGCGUCUCCAUUCUCCGACUCCAAGACAUUCGUGGAUAUGCCAACUACCAAACCCCUCAACGAGGUGAUCCUGGCUUUCAACCAGCUCACCCAACCCCUGAGCAACAACUCAGAGCUCAACGACUUUCUCGCCGCAAACUUUGCGCCCGCCGGCGGCGAGCUCGAAGACGUGCCAGUCUCGGAGCUGAAGACGGACCCCGUGUUCCUGAAGAAGGUCGACGACGGCGUCAUCAACGAGUUUGUCAAUGCCGUCAUCGACAUCUGGCCCGACCUCACCCGCCGAUACGCCGGCCCGGGCAACUGCACGGAAUGCGCCAACAGCUUCAUCCCCGUGAACCGCACCUUUGUCGUAGCUGGUGGCCGCUUCCGCGAGCCCUACUACUGGGACUCGUACUGGAUUGUCGAGGGCCUCCUCCGCACUGGCGGCGCCUUCAUUGAGAUCUCCAAGAAUAUCAUCGAGAAUUUUCUGGAUUUCGUCGAGACUAUCGGCUUCGUCCCCAAUGGCGCUAGAGUCUAUUAUCUCAACCGUUCUCAGCCCCCGCUGCUGUCUCAGAUGGUACGCGUCUACAUUGAGCACACCAACGACACGAGCAUCCUCGAGCGGGCCGUGCCGCUGCUGAUUAAGGAGCACGACUUUUGGAUGACGAACCGCACUGUCGACAUUACGGCCCCGGACGGAAAGAAGUACACGCUCAACAGGUACCACGUCCAGAACAACCAGCCCCGGCCAGAGUCGUAUCGCGAGGACUGGAUCUCUGCCAACAACGGGUCGUAUUACGCCCAGUCGGGCAUUAUCUACCCGCAGAAGACGCCUCUGAACGAGUCCCAGAAGGCCGACCUAUACGCUAACCUCGCGAGCGGCGCCGAGUCUGGAUGGGACUACGGCACACGCUAUCUCGCUCGCCCUAACGACGCGGCACUUGACGUCUACUUCCCCUUGCGCUCCCUCAACGUGGUCAACAUCGUGCCGGUUGAUCUGAAUUCAAUCCUGUACCAGAACGAGGUGGCUAUUGGCAACUUUCUCAAGGCAGCAGGCAACGACACCGGAUCCAAGACAUGGGCCGCCAAGGCAAAUGCGCGGAGCCAGGCUAUGUACGCUCUCAUGUGGAACUCGACGCUCUGGUCAUACUUUGACUACAACCUGACGAGCAACUCGCAAAAUAUCUACAUCCCCCUAGAUUCUGAUGCUACACCGGCCGAAGAGGCCACGGCGCCCAAGGGCUACCAGGUGCUGUUUGAUAUUGCCCAGCUGUACCCAUUCUGGACUGGCGCGGCCCCGGAACAGCUCAAGAACAACCCUCUUGCCGUGCAGCAGGCCUAUUCUCGCGUCGAGACUAUGCUCGAUGUCAAGGCAGGCGGCAUUCCCGCAACCAACCUCCAGACAGGCCAGCAGUGGGAUGAGCCCAACGUUUGGCCGCCCCUGCAGCACGUGCUGAUGAAGGGCCUGCUCAACACGCCCGCCACGUUUGGCACGGCCGACCCGGCGUACGUGGCGGUCCAGGACCUGUCGCUGCGUCUGGCCCAGCGCUACCUCGACUCGACAUUCUGCACGUGGUACGCGACGGGCGGCUCGACCAGCCAGACGCCCAAGCUCCAGGGCCUCGGCUCCGACGCCGUCGGCGCCAUUUUCGAGAAGUACGCCGACAACUCGACCAACGUGGCCGGCGGUGGCGGCGAGUACACCGUCGUCGAGGGAUUCGGAUGGAGCAACGGCGUCCUAAUUUGGGCAGCCGACACGUUCGCCGGCAAGCUCAAGCGCCCCGACUGCGGUAACAUCACGGCUGCCCACGUCACCCCGGGCAAGAAGCGGAGUAUGGAGCGCCGCGCGAUCGAGCUUCACCCGCGGGAUGCCACGUGGACCAAGAGCUUCGGUUCGCGGGCGCCUGAGAACAAGAAUAAGAAGCGCAACUGA
This is a messenger RNA of Lasiosphaeria miniovina, 2055 nucleotides long. RefSeq names its product glycoside hydrolase family 37 protein. Gene Ontology annotation, biological process: trehalose catabolic process. Gene Ontology annotation, molecular function: alpha,alpha-trehalase activity. The transcript is spliced from 3 exons. The coding region runs from base 1 to 2055 and encodes 684 amino acids. The record is from RefSeq and is a predicted model, not a curated record. Lineage: Eukaryota; Fungi; Ascomycota; Sordariomycetes; Sordariales; Lasiosphaeriaceae.